Messenger RNA from Musca vetustissima, 1656 nucleotides. Its product is annotated as zinc finger protein 37-like. Gene Ontology annotation, molecular function: zinc ion binding; RNA polymerase II cis-regulatory region sequence-specific DNA binding; DNA-binding transcription activator activity, RNA polymerase II-specific. Gene Ontology annotation, cellular component: nucleus. The transcript has 2 exons. Gene Ontology annotation, biological process: regulation of transcription by RNA polymerase II. The coding region runs from base 1 to 1656 and encodes 551 amino acids. The record is from RefSeq and is a predicted model, not a curated record. NCBI's taxonomy places the organism in Eukaryota, Metazoa, Arthropoda, Insecta, Diptera, Muscidae.
AUGUUCUCUUUGGAAGAACUAAAAUAUCAUUGUCGAACAUGUCUAAUAAAAUUGGAAUUUUGUGAUGAAAAUGGACAGGAUACCAAUAAAUAUGUGGUCAUAUCAAAUUAUCCAGAUGUGGAACAGCUAAUUUGCCUAUGCCUGACGACAAGAACGAGCUCGGGCCUUGAAAAUGUGGAAUUACAUAUGCCGAAUUUAUGUCGACUUUGUUUUGAUAAGUGGCUAGAAUUUUCGCAUCUCUAUCAAUUGCUGUUGAAAACCGACAAGGAACUGAAGCAGCUGGCAGGAAGAAUAUCACCAAAUGGUUCAACAAGUCCUGACCAUCUUGAAGAGGAUAAUAAAAUAUUCUUGGAGACCACCGAUCCCAUAUCAAAUUUAGUUGAAAUUGGAAAAUUUGAAACAAAUUCUCCUUUUUUCCAUGAUAGUAAUUCAAAUUCUGACAUAGAAUCCAACGAGGAGCUAAAUCAUUUAGAUGAACCACCACUUAGCGAAGAAAACCUAGUUCUGAUAUCACCAACAAAAGAUGAUUUAAAGACACAAGAUUUAUUCGAUACAGAUACAGAACAAACACCACUCGAACAUUCAGAUAAAGAUGAGGAUGAUGAUGAUGACGAUUUCAUUCCCACAAAUAAAACCGCAACUCAAACACAGGACCCAAAGGAAACAGUUACCAAAGCAAAGCAGAGACCUCGUGGUCGUAGAAAAAAUCCCCAAAAUAAGAAAAAUGAUCGCAUGCAUAUUACAGCGAAAGCAGUGCGCAAUAAAUAUGCCAAUGUUUCGAAUACGAAAAAAGCCCUCUAUCGUUGUGAACCAUGUAAAAAAUAUUUCUAUGAAAAAAUGCGUUAUGAGGGUCAUGUGAAAACCGUACAUGAAGGCCUCAAGAAGGGCUACGAGUGCCGGGAAUGUGGCAAAGCCUAUAAAUUCUAUAAAAAUCUCACCGAUCACAUGGCCACUAAUCACACGGAUACACCAUCGGAAAAUUUACUCUGUCAAGUGUGUAACAAACAAUUCAAAACACAAACAACCCUUAAGAAUCAUAUGAAAAUCAAACAUCCUGCUGAUCCGGAAAGUACCAUUAACAAUCGACGGAUAAUAUGUGACCAAUGUGGAUUUCUUGCGGCCAGUGUAGAAUCCUUGACAGCCCACAUAAAGAAUUUGCACACCGAGGGGGAACACUUCAAAUGUGAACAAUGUCCAAAGGUAUUUAAAUGUCGGUAUUAUUUGAAACAUCACACAAUGACACAUCACAGUGAAGUCAAAAUAAAGCCAUUCAAAUGUAACUAUUGUGAGAUGGCAUUCUCCCGACGCAAUGGCCUGACCAAACACGAGCUAACACAUCUCGACUACACGGAACGUAUAAAAUGUGAUUUUGAAGGUUGUGAUGUACGAUUUUUAAAUGCUGAUGCGAAAAAACGACACACCCGUUUGGUUCAUCUCAAGGAAAAACAGCAUGUUUGUGAUAUUUGUGGCGAGGCAUUUGGUAUUAAGGCGACAUUACGGCAUCAUCGUUAUAUUCAUACGGGAGAAAAACCAUAUAAAUGCCCGGAAUGUGGUCAGGGAUUCCGACAGCAUACGGCAAUGAAAACACACGCCAAAACACAUUUUAAAGCGGCAAAAGCGAGUGCACAAAAUACCGAAGUGGCGGUUCAAAAUUAA